Molecule: messenger RNA, 381 nt
Organism: Colletotrichum karsti
Lineage: Eukaryota; Fungi; Ascomycota; Sordariomycetes; Glomerellales; Glomerellaceae
Exons: 3
Coding region: 1-381 (126 amino acids)
Source: RefSeq, a predicted model, not a curated record
AUGGCGAGCAACGGUCCGACUGGUAGCUCUGGACCUGGCGCUCCGGGCAACGAUGCAUGGGACGAGGAACACCUCGAGCAGGCGUUGAACCAACUGAAGCUCCUUCAUAUUCAGCUUAGAGGACUGCGGACGACGAUCCCACGAAUGAUGGAACCUUUGUCAGCUCAACAACCAUCUCCUCAAGCCAAGUUUAGUGCGUUCAUGGGGUCAGUCGCCGCGGCCAAGAAAGAGGUGCAAGACUUUCAGGAAUUACGGAAGAGUGAGGACAUGACCAAGAUCAUGGACCACGCAACAAAGCGUAGGCAGGAAGAGCCCAACGGCAUUAAGGCCUGGCGCACGACGGAUCACCCAGACUGGAUGAAUGUAGAACCGUCGUCAUAA